Molecule: messenger RNA, 906 nt
Organism: Botrytis sinoallii
Lineage: Eukaryota; Fungi; Ascomycota; Leotiomycetes; Helotiales; Sclerotiniaceae
Exons: 5
Coding region: 1-906 (301 amino acids)
Cellular component (GO): cytosol
Source: RefSeq, a predicted model, not a curated record
AUGCCAGGUCUUUUUGCAACAGCAGAAGAAGUUCAACAGCUACUGGCUCUUUUGGUCACCUUGAAAAUUGGACACAUCGAUACUGCAGCCAUUUACCCUCUUAGCUCGCAUGGAAAGUCGGAACAGCUUCUUGGUGAAAACCAUGCCCAUCAUAGCUUUGCUAUCGAUACUAAGAUCAAGCUUGCGGAUUUCUCUGGUAAGGGCUCAUUGACGGCAUCGGCAAUCAAUGAAAGUGUUGCGGAAAGUUUGUCUCGUAUUAAGGCAAAGAUCAAUGUAUUGUAUUGCCACAUGCCCGAUGCAUCAACCCCGAUCAACGAAACGCUUGCUGCUCUCCAUGAACUUCAUCAGCAGAAUAAGUUCCAGAAACUUGGAAUAUCCAACUUUUCUGUCGCACAACUCCAAGAGCUUCUUGAAGCAUGUGAAAAAGAAGGCUACCCGAAGCCUAGUUACUACCAAGGACAAUACAAUGCACUUUGCCGUGAAGCAGAAACGCAACUCCUUCCGAUCUUAUGCCAGCAAAAGAUAUCAUAUAUUGCUCAUAGUCCGCUUGCAGGAGGGUUUUUGACGGGAAUAUUCACAUUGGGCACAGACGUCACUGGAACUCGAUUCGAGGAUGGUAAUCCAAAGGGAGAUUUCUUCAAGAGAAGGUAUGACAAUGAACCUACACACUCGACCAUGAAGGAAUUUAUUGCUUUACUUCAGCCCUACGACAUCACUCCCUCAGAAGCGGCCCUGAGAUGGAUUUACUACCAUUCAGCUCUCCAGGAAGGUGAUGGUGUGAUACUAGGAGCUAGCAACCCAGCGCAAAUCUCUCUUAACGCUGCUGAUAUUGCGAAGGGGCCUCUGCCUUCGAACGUAGCCGAGGCCAUGGAGAAAAUGUGGACGAACAUUCAGGCACAGAUGUAG